AUGGAUAAGAACAUUUCUCUAAAAGUUAAAAACUUCUAAACAGUGAAUUGGUUGAAAAAUAGAUUUAGAAAUAAAGUGAAAGAUAAAUAUAUUUUAAAUGAGAAGGAGUUAAAAGAAUAAGUAAUGAUGAAAGCUGUCUUUAAAUCAAUUGAUAGAGAUAAUUCAAGUUUUUAUAUUUGCUAAAUUUUAUAUUAGAAUUUCUAGAUAGACAAGAACUGUUUGACAUGUUCAAACGGUAUGGAAUAAACAUUACAAAAACUAAAUUACGUGAAUUUUUUAAGAGAAUAGAUUAAGAUGAAGAUGGUAAUUGACAUUAUUUAUUUGUUAGAUAAACUUAAUUGGAACGAUUUUCGAUAAGCUUUAUAAAACUAAGAAGCUUUAUAGAGUAAUUUCUCAAAUAUAUGAAGUGUUCGUUGAGCUCAUGCGUAAAAUAAGGGAGACAACUGAGAAGAUAAGUAAACCAAAUGAGUUUAAAUUUGUGCCUUUAAGCUUUCCUAAUAUGAUUUAAUACAUGAAUUAUUGUGUAUUGAGAGAAGAACUCAUUCAAAAAAUUAAAUCAGAACAAUUAUCAAAUUAACAAAAGGUUAAGUAGUGUACAAAUCUUUUGUCUUUGGAAGAUAUCUGCUAUAAGAAAGUUCUAGAUAUAAGAGAAGAAGAGGAAGAAUAACAAGAAGAUGAUCCAUUUAAGAAAUUUAUGAAUAAAAAUAAUGAUCCUCAAUAAUUAGCAAUUUUAAAGAGAUUACAAGAAAAGGAAUAAAUGAUGUAACGUUUAGUAAAUUCUAAUAUUAUAUAAUAGAAUAGGAUUAGAAAAUUAAGUUCUUCUUAAUAUUACAAGACAGACACAGAUUAAACUAAUAGAUCUAUUCGAAAGAGUUAUUAAACAUCUAAAUAAGAAACAACUAAAAUACAUUAAUCUGAAUUUAAAUUAAUAGAUUAAUUUGUAAAUGAUAAUUAAUCUUAAUUACCAUUAAAAAUUACUGAAAAUAACAAUAAUUUAAAUAUAUAAUAGGCACUUUAGAUAACAGAACGAUUAAAUUUAAAUGAAACCUAUUCUCCUUAUAAAUAUUAAGUUAAUCACUUAAAAUAAUUAUCAUGUACUACUAGUACAAAGAGAAGUUAACAUUUUACAAAUUAAUAUCUUAUUGUAAAUAUAUUAUUUAAUUUAAGAAUUCUAAAUCCCCUUUUUUAACCUCUCAGAAAUCAAAGUUUCGCUCUCCUUAAAGGAUUAGAGUCAUAUCAUAGAUUGAUUUUAAAAGAAGUGAUUCAAAGAAUAAAUUUUGA
Molecule: messenger RNA, 1281 nt
Organism: Paramecium primaurelia
Lineage: Eukaryota; Ciliophora; Oligohymenophorea; Peniculida; Parameciidae
Source: the annotation of a GenBank genome assembly